Mycotypha africana is the source of this 1299-nucleotide messenger RNA. Its product is annotated as WD40-repeat-containing domain protein. Gene Ontology annotation, cellular component: nucleus. Bases 1 to 1299 code for a protein of 432 amino acids. Lineage: Eukaryota; Fungi; Mucoromycota; Mucoromycetes; Mucorales; Mycotyphaceae. Gene Ontology annotation, biological process: regulation of gene expression. The transcript is spliced from 5 exons. Gene Ontology annotation, molecular function: histone binding. The record is from RefSeq and is a predicted model, not a curated record.
AUGAUCAACGAAGAGUACAAAGUAUGGAAAAAGAACUCUCCGUUUUUAUACGAUCUUGUCAUUACAAAGGCGCUUGAUUGGCCAAGCUUAACAUGUCAGUGGUUUCCUGACGUGGAAGACCGGCCGGGAAAAAACUAUAAAACCCAACGUCUAUUACUGGGAACAAACACCAAUGAUGAAGAACCAAACUAUUUAAUGAUUGCUAAUAUCCAGUUGCCUAAAAAUCAAGAGAAAGAUAUCGACCUAAGAAAAUACGAAGAAACGACAAAUGAAAUUGGUGGCUAUGGUGGAUUUAAUGAUGCCCAUAUUCAUAUCACGCAAAAGAUUGUUCACGACGGCGAAGUCAACCGGGCUCGCUAUCAAUACGACAACCCUAAUGUCAUUGCUACUAAAUCCAGGUCAGGCGAUGUUUACGUGUUUGACAGAACGAUGCAUGAAUCGUUCCCUAAAGAAAAUGAGCGUUUUAAUCCAGCACUUCGAUUGAAAGGACAUACAAAGGAAGGAUUUGGAUUAGAAUGGAAUCCUCACACAACGAAAUCAAAUCAUUUGUUAAGUGCAGGUUAUGAUGGUAAGGUCAUUCAAUGGGAUAUAGCGGAUGCGACAAAAGAAAACCGCACCUUGCAACCCCUACAAGUGUAUACUGGACAUACAGCAGCGGUGAAUGAUAUUAGCUGGCACAUGAAACAUGAUUCCAUCUUUGCUUCCGUAGGCGAUGAUAAGAAAAUGAAAGUUUGGGAUACUCGAGAUGAUCCCAGUCGAUCGUUUAGUACCGUCGAGCCACAUCAUGGUCAAGUCAGUUGUGUAGGGUUUUGUCCAUCGAAUGAAUGGAUUGUCGCUACUGGUUCGUCAGAUAAGACCGCCAAAUUAUGGGAUUUACGAAACUUGAAUCAAUCACUACAUACACUUCACGGACACACAGGAGAAAUCAUUCAACUGGCCUGGUCGCCUCAUCACGAGGCCAUUUUGGCUACAGCCAGCAAUGAGGAUAGGAGAAUUUACGUUUGGGAUUUAGCGCAAAUACCAACAGCACCCGAUCAAUCGGAGGAAGAUGCAAAAGAAGGUCCACCAGAACUAUUGUUUAUUCAUGGUGGCCAUACGGCCGGUAUUUCUGAUUUUGGCUGGAAUCCUGCAGACCCGUGGAUGUUGGCAAGCACAUCAGACGAUAAUAUCAUUCAAUUUUGGCAGAUUGUAAGUGGCAAUGAAGGCUUCUGGACUCGAACAAACAUAAUAAUUUUAUAUUCAUUCUAUUUUCUCUUCAUAUUAGGCAAGUACUAUUUAUGGUCAAGAACAGUUAGAUGA